UGAGCUCGGUAUAAAAAGUAAAAAAAAAAAAAAGUUCAAAAUCUAUCAUAUAAACAUUGUUUAAGGGAAAACUGCAUUCCUUUACAGAGCUUGCGGAUCAGAGAGUGUCCAGGCUGUGUUGAUGCUCACAGCUGUGAAAUAGGCAGACCCAAUGUGAGUGGACUUGGUGAUGACCUGUGCAUACAAAUACAAACCGGAACUGGACAAUUAGAAAUUCCUUCAUUCUUCAUAAGAACAAGUCUGGCAACAUGCAUUUACAAACAAGCAUCAUCUUACUCUUGGUUUCUCCAAAUUUUGUCUACACAUCUGGCUAUUUUCCUGAAAGACGUACAAAACAGUCGAGUGUGAAGGGACCACCACCAUUUCUUCCAUUUAAUACAAAAAGUCAAGUUUUUCCAAGUGAGUCAGAACAGGGGCCACCGGGGCCCCCUGGACCCAUUGGCCCAAGAGGAUUACCUGGCCCAUCAGGACCUCCAGGAAAACCAGGUUAUGGAGCACCUGGGCCACAAGGAGCUCAAGGAGUGCCUGGGCCACCAGGAUUUUCCUCCAUUGGAAAACCAGGACAGCCAGGUCUACCUGGAAAGCAUGGGGAGCGUGGAUUUCAAGGAGAAAAGGGUGAUAUUGGGCCUAUUGGUCUACCAGGACUAAAAGGUCACCAAGGGCCACCAGGAAUACCUGGACCUGCUGGAAUUUCUGCAACUGGAAAUCCAGGUCCUCAAGGAGCAGUAGGAAACCCCGGGCCAAGAGGUACACCUGGAUUUAAAGGUGAACCUGGCAUGCCUGGUAUUAAUGGAAUAAAAGGUCAAAAUGGUUAUGGAGUUCCAGGUCAACCAGGUGAGAGAGGACCUCCAGGUUUGAUAGGGCAUCCAGGGCCACAGGGUCCUAUUGGUAUUGGCAAACCUGGUAUAAAUGGUGUUCCUGGACAACCAGGAAAAUUAGGUGACAGGGGUUUACCAGGUGAACCAGGAAUGCAAGGACACUCAGGGCCCCAAGGACUACCAGGACUGCCUGGGCCAACAGGAUUUGGUAAACCUGGAAUAAAUGGAGCACCAGGACUACCAGGGCCUUCUGGACAAAAAGGUCAAACAGGAUUACCAGGCAUGCAUGGCCCUCAAGGAAUACAAGGUUAUGGAAAGCCAGGUUUACCAGGAGUGAAAGGGCAAAGAGGACUGGAAGGGAUCCCUGGUAAUCCUGGUAUGAAAGGUGAUCAGGGACCAAUUGGUAUUCAAGGACAGCCGGGGUUAGCGGGGUUGCCAGGAUAUGCAGGCUUGCAAGGCUCUAGAGGCUUUCCAGGAGAAGUUGGUUUACCAGGUCAUAAAGGUGAAGUUGGUCCAAAAGGUUCGCCAGGAGUUCCUGGUCCUAACGGUGAGAGAGGUUUACCUGGAAUGGAUGGAAAACCAGGGUAUACAGGUGAGCCAGGCCUUGCUGGUCCUAAAGGGCUGCCGGGCACUCAAGGUCAAAAAGGAGAGAAAGGUUUUAUAGGACCACCCGGUUUGCCUGGAAUAGUUGGCCCAGCAGGCCCUAGAGGAGAAGUAGGUUACAAUGGCGAACAAGGAUCAAGAGGCGCUACGGGCAUACCAGGUAUGAGAGGACAAACAGGAGCAGCAGGAAUUCCAGGUCUUCCUGGACAGAAAGGUGAAAAAGGUGUGCCUGGUUUACCAGGCCCAGCUGCCAUUGCAGUAAACGGUAUACAAGGACCAAUGGGACCACCUGGAAUCCCUGGACCAAGAGGAAUUAAUGGCGAGCCUGGAUUACCCGGGCAACCAGGUCCACCAGGCCAACCAGGUCACGUAAUAAUGCCACACCACAUGCCAGAUGGCUAUGCAAAAUCAGGGCAAAUUCAAAGUCUUACAGAGAUUCGGUUAUCUGCAUUUACUGCUAUUCUCUCUAAAGCCUUUCCAGCAGUCGGUGUACCAAUAAAAUUUGACAAGAUCUUAUAUAACAGACAAAAUCACUAUGAUGUCCGAACUGGAAUAUUUACAUGUAGGAUACCAGGACUCUAUUAUUUUGCUUACCAUGUACAUGUAAAAGGCACAAAUAUUUGGGUGGCACUGUAUAAAAAUGGUACACCAUUAAUGUAUACCUAUGAUGAAUAUAAGAAAGGAUACAUUGACCAGGCAUCAGGCAGUGCUGUCAUAGACCUAACUGAAAAUGAUCAAGUUUGGCUUCAGUUACCUAGUGCAGAAUCAAAUGGCUUAUAUUCUUCUGACUAUAUACAUUCAUCUUUCUCAGGAUUCUUGUUUGGUCUAACAUGAUAAAGCAUUCAUACAUUUCUUUUUUUUAUUAUUACUUUGAAAUACAUUGGGGGGUUUUGUUACAGGACAAAAUCUAUAAAAUGCUACAAAAAAUGCAAUAAAAUACAUUGCAUUUUUGAGACUUUAG
Messenger RNA from Pseudophryne corroboree (corroboree frog), 2382 nucleotides. It is a transcript of the gene COL10A1, whose product is annotated as collagen type X alpha 1 chain. The record is from RefSeq and is a predicted model, not a curated record. Gene Ontology annotation, molecular function: protein binding. The coding region runs from base 249 to 2255 and encodes 668 amino acids. The transcript has 3 exons. NCBI's taxonomy places the organism in Eukaryota, Metazoa, Chordata, Amphibia, Anura, Myobatrachidae.